AUGGCGUCGAAGCGCGUAAUAAAAGAAGCGAGGAUGUCGACGACCACCACGAGCACAAACACCACACUCGCUUUUAUUAGGAGCUCCUUUUUUGAAGGAGGAGGAGGAAAAGGCUCGAAGUUGUUUUGCGCGCCGUGUUUGACGUCUUCUUCGUCGAGAAGAGGUUUUACCGUGUCUUCGGUGUCGGGGGAGAACGGAAUCGGAAGCACUAUUCCCGUCGCAUUCCUCGAGGAGAAGAAGAUAAAGAACGAAGUAGAAGUAGAAGAAUCUGAAGAAACGAACGACGCGUUCGAAGGACUCCCCGGGUACGCGCCUCCUGGAGUUGAUGUCAUGCUCAUGGCGGUACCGAAAGCGAAAGUGACGCCGUCGAGGAAAAAACGUCGAAAUCAGUUCAAGAGGGUAGAGUUUGUGAGAGACGCGAGGAAGUGUCCGACGUGUAGGAAACCGAUGCGAUCGUGGCAUAACUUUUGUUGCCCGCCGAAAGACGAUGAGAAGGAAGACGUCGUGUAUAGCACGACGGAAUGA
Molecule: messenger RNA, 525 nt
Organism: Bathycoccus prasinos
Lineage: Eukaryota; Viridiplantae; Chlorophyta; Mamiellophyceae; Mamiellales; Bathycoccaceae
Exons: 1
Coding region: 1-525 (174 amino acids)
Biological process (GO): translation
Cellular component (GO): large ribosomal subunit
Molecular function (GO): structural constituent of ribosome
Source: RefSeq, a predicted model, not a curated record